This is a messenger RNA of Labrus mixtus (cuckoo wrasse), 7302 nucleotides long. RefSeq names its product potassium voltage-gated channel subfamily A member 1-like. Gene Ontology annotation, molecular function: delayed rectifier potassium channel activity; protein binding. The record is from RefSeq and is a predicted model, not a curated record. Lineage: Eukaryota; Metazoa; Chordata; Actinopteri; Labriformes; Labridae. The coding region runs from base 848 to 2323 and encodes 491 amino acids. Gene Ontology annotation, biological process: protein homooligomerization; potassium ion transmembrane transport. Gene Ontology annotation, cellular component: membrane; paranode region of axon; neuronal cell body. The transcript is spliced from 2 exons.
AAAUACACAGCAAAACUUGCUUGACGUUGUGGAGAAAACAUUUGGACCACGCUGCUGCACUCGAAUGUCUCUGACAUAGCUUUUGUUUUUUUUAUUCCGCUUUCCGAGUCACGCUAAAACACAUUCUGCGCGUCAUCUUGUCUACUCACAGAAAGCGGCAGAUUCCUGCUGAUGCAGUGAUGUCUUGAAAUGCCAGGAGCUCGCUUAUUGCCCCGUACUGUAUCUCCCCCUCCUGAAUUGCAGCGCAAGAUUUCUCCUGCAGUAUACUGUAAGCUGCUCACACCAACGUGCUGCCGCGUGAGGAAGUCCCGGAGCUGAAGCUUUUCCAGCUCAGGCUUCCACAUUACACUCUCAUGUUUUUGGUCCUGUUUCAUCUCAUCUUGCGCGAAGAUGUUUAGAUCUGAGGACACUUCAGUCAGAAUGGCGAUGAGCACAGUAAGGCUAGGGAUUUCUGUGUUUUUUACUGCAAUGUAAAGUUGCCUCAUGACACCCACUGGUGCCCUGCUGUUGGAUGAUUUUACUCAAGGAUAAGACGCAUUCAAGACCUGCAAGAGUAACUCACGAGGCAGCAGUAACAACAGCAGAUGCAUCGGAGAGCAGCAAUGGUCAAGUCAGCGAGAACUGCAGUGGAGCCGCACUGAGGCAAAGCAGCCAGCCAGCCCCCCUCAAAUCUGGGGACGUCUCCAACAAUUUAAGGGGUGUGGGAAGCUGAGGAGAGGAAAAUUUCCCUCAACCUGAAUGCCUGCUUAGUCAGACUUAUCAACAUCCCAACAAAGCUCCUCUUCCUCUUCCUCUUCCUCUUCCACCACCACCUCCUCCUCCUCCUCCUCCUCCUCCUCCUUCCAAAAUGACAGUGGUAGCAGGAGAUAACAUGGAUGAGGCCUCGGCUGUCCCUGGCCACCCUCAGGACACCUACCCCCCAGACAACAAUGACCAUGAAUGUUGUGAAAGGGUGGUCAUCAACAUAGCUGGUCUCCGGUUUGAGACACAGUUGAAAACUCUCUCCCAGUUCCCAGAAACGUUGCUGGGCAACCCUAAAAAACGGAUGCGGUACUUUGACCCCCUGAGAAACGAGUACUUCUUUGACAGAAACCGUCCCAGUUUCGAUGCCAUUCUCUACUACUACCAGUCUGGGGGGCGGCUGAGAAGACCAGUUAAUGUCCCUUUGGAUAUGUUUUCAGAAGAAAUCAAAUUUUAUGAGCUGGGAGUGGACGCCAUGGAGAAGUUUCGUGAAGAUGAGGGUUUCAUCAGGGAGGAAGAGCGUCCUCUACCUGAGAAAGAGUUUCAGCGUCAGAUUUGGCUGCUCUUUGAGCAUCCAGAGAGCUCAAGCACUGCGAGAGGGGUUGCCAUAGUGUCUGUGAUGGUGAUCCUGAUUUCAAUAGUCAUAUUUUGUUUAGAGACUUUACCUCAACUAAAAGAGGACCCAAUGGGCCGCAUGGUGACAGUUGGAAAUACUACUGUUUAUUACAAGCCAAAUAUCCUCACUGACCCCUUCUUCGUCAUUGAGACACUCUGUAUAAUCUGGUUCUCUUUUGAGUUGAUUGUUCGCUUUCUUGCGUGCCCAAGCAAGCCAGCCUUCUUCAAGAACAUGAUGAACAUGAUCGACAUAGUGGCUAUCAUCCCAUACUUCAUAACACUCGGCACUGAGCUGGCUGAAGACCCAGAAAAAGAGGGAGUGGGUGAGCAGGCAACAUCUCUGGCCAUUCUCAGGGUGAUCCGUCUGGUCAGGGUGUUCAGGAUCUUCAAGCUGUCACGACACUCCAAAGGACUGCAGAUUUUGGGACAGACCCUCAAGGCCAGUAUGCGAGAGCUUGGAUUGCUGAUCUUCUUUCUGUUUAUUGGAGUCAUCUUGUUCUCCAGCGCUGUCUUCUUUGCCGAGGCAGAGGAGCCAGACUCCUACUUUGGCAGCAUCCCAGAUGCAUUUUGGUGGGCUGUGGUGUCUAUGACAACUGUGGGCUAUGGGGACAUGGUACCGGUCACUAUAGGAGGCAAGAUUGUAGGAUCUUUGUGCGCCAUUGCUGGAGUGUUGACAAUUGCACUCCCAGUGCCUGUUAUUGUGUCCAACUUCAACUACUUCUACCACAGGGAGACAGAGGGAGAAGAGCAGGCCCAGCUCCUCAACGUCAGCAAUCCCAACAUCCCAUCUGAAACCAACUCCAGCCGCCGUAGUUCAUCCACCGUCAGCAAAUCAGAGUACAUGGAGAUUGAUGGAGACAUAAACAAUAGCAUCGACAACUUUAGGGAGGCAAACCUCAGAACUGGAAAUUGCACUAUAGCCAACCAGAACUGUGUAAAUAAAAGCAAGCUGCUAACAGAUGUUUAGAAACUAGUUAGAAACUUUGGGAUCUCAUUGGAACUGUCAUACGUGGAGUAGACCAUCAGUUAGGAAUGCUUCAUUUACCUCUCCAAAGCACUCUAUGGCAUUAGGCCUACAACUAUGCUCAGCUACAUAGGAAGGAAUCAGAAAAGCUAAGCUCUUAGAGUAUAUGACAGGUAGAUAGAAUAAUUAAUUAUUAUGAUCCUACAAAUAUAUAGCUACGUCAAAAAGAGAACAUUAAUUAUUACGCAUAUACACUCCCUGGAGGACACAGAGUAUGCACUGUCUUAUCAGAAGAGGGUGUGAUAAUUAAAAUCUUAUGCAUGGAGUACAGAUAACAUUUCAGCAAGUUGCACAUUGCACCAUAAAAAGUCUGCAGAGACAUGCAAGCAUCUGCAGCCAAGUGGUAAGCGCCAAGAAGUUAGGUGACCCCUGCUCCCCCCCCCCCCUCAUCGCUCUCCUGGCUCCCUAUGAAGGAUCUACUAUUCAGCAAAGCACCUUAUAGGAGGAAGACUGAUCUCUCUUGUUUGGAUGUAAACAGAUGGUGAUCUACACGCUUCACAGACAUCCGCAAUGCUGCUGUUUUCCAGCAGAUGCUGUAAUUGUGAUAUCACCAAGUGAUUCAAUGCCAUGCCCUUUAGACGCAACACAGCACAAUGAUAAAGUGAGCUUCACACGAGCAUGAUUAGAGACUUUCCAUUUUGAUAUCAGCAUGCAUGAGACAUAUCUCACACAAUGGAAAGGAUGUUGUUUUAGAUACCUGCCUCCAUCCCCCCUUUCUCAUCAGUUUUCAUUCUGAGUGCACUGGAUGCGUUUUUAAUUUGAAAUGCUAAUCAUUUAGAAGUAUAGAAAUUGAAUGUUAAAUCUUAAGGGAACAGUACAUAAAUGAGAUCAUAGCAUGAAAAAAGUAUCCUGCAUUAUGGUCUAUCGACUAAGGUACUUUUGUAUCCUGGUCUAUUUAAUGCAUGACAUGAUUAUACAGCUUGUUGCAAUUCAGGCACUCUGCUGUGUCCUAUUGUCAGGGAAACUAAGGAAAUCAAAUUCUGGAUGUUUCUGAAUUGCGAUGAAAAAUAUAUCCAAACCCAACUUGAGGAUGCAGAGUUUCUAAUUUAAGAGUAGUCGAAGAAACUGAAUAAAUAUUAUCAAAAAUGCAUAUAAUCAUAAUAAGCAGAAAUUACAGUACUAAGUCAAUAGAAGCAGUGCAUGGACCUUCUUUGAACAGGAAAAGUUAACACAUCAUUAGUCAUGCUUCCAUUUCCCCCAACAAAAUUGAGUACGUAUUGGUUUAGGAUCCACACAAAAAAAUGGAUCAAUACCAAAUUUCACUUAAUAUUACAGAGAAUUAUUGUGACAUUAGUUGCUAGUGCCUUUAUCCCUUUCACCAACAGGACCAGUGAAAGUGCCUCUGUGUACAGUGGGAUUUGUGAGGUUGAGAAGAGCUGGUUUACCUUCUGUUCUCGUGUUGAUACACUGUUGGUUUUGAUGUUAAUGAUGCCAGGUGAGCAAGGUUGAAACAGUAGGUGAAUGGGUAAAAAAAAAAAAAAGUUAAAAAAAUAAGAUGAUCCAUGGCUGUUAUGCACAACCCAGUUUUCAUGCCGUCACGCACUUAAUUAUGCCCUUAAGCAGCAAUGUAUUGUACUCUGCAUGUUUACCAAUCCAAUUUAAAAGGGAAUAUCCAUAGGUUUGAAAUAUAAUUUACUUAUGUUGUUUUUUUUUGUUCAUGCACCGCGCAUCCUUUCAGGGUCUCUACCUCAGUGAGGUCAUUGCAAACUUGCUGCAGAGCUGCAAGCUUCAAUGCAGGGCUUCCUAUACCAUAAUGCAAAAUGGAACCUUAAGUGUAAACUGCAGUCAUGCAACAUUGAAUGUGAGAGUCCCAAAGCAUAGCCUUUACACAAGCACUUAGGGCAUAUAGAAUAUCACAAUCCCGCUCCUUUCUUUCACUUAAAGCUACGCACAAUCAGAACAUUCAUUGUACAGAUUGUUUGACUCUCCUGACAGGAUGAGAUUGACUGUUUUAUAUGUUCGUUUCUUUGACACAAUGGUAUUUAAGUAACUGUUGUGUCACAGAAACACACCUGAAUGUGUCUCAACAAACACAUGUCCAUGUGUAUAAGACAGUAGAGAUGUUAGAGUUUUAAAUCAUGUCAUCUUGAAACCCGUGGGCAUUAUGAUGCACAGCUAAGUGCUGCCCGUCUUUUUGCACAAUCAUUUUUUUCUGUUGCUUGAAAUUCAUUUUUUUUUUUUCUGCUUGUGAGAUUUAUUUUUUUCACAAUAGUGCAUUGUUUCUGAGCAUAUUGUUCCAGAGAGGCUUACUGCAGAUAGAUUGGGACAAAUUGUAGUGGCUAUUUGAAAAUCUCAAAGCUACUGUACAUCCAUCAACAUGCAACACAAUAAUGGGAAGACUUUGUACUAUACUGUACUGUACACUCUUUUUUUAUAUAUCACUCGUCUGACAAGAUCUUGUUUAAAACAUAAGCUUCACUGCAGUGCUACUUGAAUUUCAUAGUCUUUUCUGUUGGUGCAACGGCUAUCCUUUGUGAUGCUAGUACAGGACUACUGUUGUUAUGUCCCCAUCACAUGUUAUUUGAAGCAUUAGCUAAAGCAAGCCUUUAAUUGUUUUGAACGAGCCUUUUUCCAUUCUUUAAUUCUUGUUACUGUUUUGUUAUUGGUGGCUGGUUGGUUAGUUUAGGGUUCUGUUAUUAUUUGAAACUGAUCUUUGUACUGUACUGCUGAAGAGUGUCUGACUCUGGCGAGGUGAAAAUAUAAUGGAGCCUUUUUGGACGUUAGUAACUUAUCAUGAGCGCAAAAAAAGAUACAUAUUUGUGUCAGGGAUUUUCAAUUUGUAUAGCGUUUCUCAUCGAGGUGGACACCAAUAUUACCCCAUACAACACAUUAUAUUAUAGGAUGAAAGAAGGAAAUUAUAGUAGUCUCUUAAAUGCAGCUAUCAGGAAAAAAAGUUAGCUUUUAUCACACGUUUCUAAAAAAAAACCGAUGCUUGAAAAUAGAUGUUGGCAACAUCUCCUGAAAAAGCAGAAAAGUGAGAUGUAGAAAAUAUGAAUGAUGCCCUUCAUGUUAGCAGUGCUGUUGCUAGUCUUGCUGUGGGGACAUUUAUGGAUGGUGCUAUGCAUUCCAUUACCCAAAAGAGACAUGCAUUCUUAACAGCAAUAGAAUAACAGAUAACCUGUUUCUUAGAUGCUUUUUUUGUAAUAAGAAAAUAAAAUAGGAAAACAAAUCUAUUUUGAAUGUCAAAGAAACUGCAAUCACUUGACGGAAAACUCACAACAGGGCUGUUUGUGAUCCUCUGUGCUGGGUGUUGUAUGGUCGAAUGUAGAGGCUGAUAUUGUAUCGAGAGAAACCGUGAAAAGUUCAAAUAUAGGCUUUGUAAUAGCUUCAGUCCCCAUUAAACACGCAGGUAAGGCCAGAGUUGUUUUGCAGUCAGGAACAAAGGCUGCAAAGAGUUCAGUCAAACCUAUAAGGCAGUCCCAAAGGAAAAGCCCAUAAUGCACUUAGAGAGGAUCUAUCUUCAGUCCACUGGACUGAUCAGCUGUGUGAGAGCAAGUCAGAGAAGGUGCCUAAAAUGUUUUACAUAUUUAUUUGUUUAGCUUACUGUUAGUUAUUAGGCUUCUGCAAGCAAACAUGAGAAAGAAGAUCUUAAAAAAAUUACAACAUUAACCUGAUUAAACAAUAAAAAAAAAAAACAUGAAAUAUCAUGAGAACAAAAUGCAAUUUAGCUACAAUAAGGUAGAGAAACGUAACCACUAUAUACUGCAAAUACCUAUGAAACUAUUUUACUGUGUGUCUUUGUUUUCUUUUUAAUUUUUUGUGGCACACUUAGGAAGAACAUGCCAUAUACUGGAAUGUCAAAGACAAUAUAUUUCUCUGGCAAGCCAUGAUAAUGAAACUACUGUAUACUGAUCAAUUGCUACACACUAAAUGAUAUGAACAAGAAGUGUACUAUUUAAAAUAUACAAACAUAUUGUUUGUCUCUUUGGUUUCAAGAAACAAAAAAACAAGAUUCAUUCAAACACCAUGUUCACAUUUCACCACUGCUGAACCUUAUUGCUAUAAUGUAUCUCUACAGAAACCUACUAAUCGCAAAAAACUGCAUGGUCGAUGGACGACUGCAUGAGUUUUGCCUUUCAAACUGCGGAUCAACUAUAAAACGGUUGCAUCAUUUUUAAAAAGAAACCCUUGCUUUCAUCUGCACCAAGGCUUCCUGUAAGGCCCUGUUCAGAAGUAGGGAUGAAACUGGUCCUCUGCUGGAUUUCUUAAAAGCACCUUAGCGCUGACCUCAUCCCGAAGACUGCGUUGGGUGAUCAAGGUUGUUCCUACUAGUCUCUGAGUGUGAGCAAGGACAAUAAGGGCUAGUUUCUCAAACUUUAUCUCUAUUCUAGGACUGAAACACUCUUUCAAGUGACUUUUUGUCUGUUCUCAUCUCAGUCUAGACUGUAGUGAUACUGCGUUGUUGGAAACAUGCCCAUCAUGUCGAAGCAGGGCCUGUGCCACACACCCUCCUUUGUACAACAUCAGUUUUAAGGCAUUCUAGUCUGCUAGAGGUCUUGGUGUUGGACUGCUUUCUGCCUGCUGAGGAGGCACUGAACAGGAUGAAAGGUCGGGAAGUUGUGUACCUCCUCGCCAAAGAUGAGAAAAUCUCGAUUGUGUUAGGAGUGCAUUGUCUACAAGUUUGUCUUUUCUCUCAAGAAUGCACGUUUGAAUGCUAGUAGGGAAGAUUUUGGAGCAAAAAUGCAAAAGGACUGUUGAACUCGUCUGCUCUUCUUUUCAUCCAAAAAGCAAACCAAACUCUGAUUGUGUUACCUUAUCCAGCUGUCAUUGUCAUGUUGUGUUCACCAAGGAUUAUGCUACAAUGUUUUCAGUUUGUCAGAGGAUGACAAAGGCAUGGUCUGUGAUCUAUGCAAGGGUUAUUAAUUUUUUUCUUAUCACUUAUGAUUUCACCUUACAUUAACUUCAAUAAAUUUUUAAGGAUC